GUGAGUGGACGGCAGGGCGCGGACAUAUGUGAAGUAUUGCGUUCGGGAGGGGGGCGAUUGGGCACUGGAGCAAGCUCCUAUUUAUUAGCGCAGUGAAGGGCGCGCGUUCCAUUUAGGGCUCCGGUCGACGGCGGAGGCAGCGCAGCCAUGGCCGCCGAGGCGCCGCAGCUCGUGCGUGCGCUCUACACCUUCCGAGCCACCAACGACGAGCUGACCUUCAAGAAGGGCGACGUGAUCACUGUGACGCAGCGCGACGACGACGACGACUGGUGGGAGGGAACGCUGGACCACACCACCGGCUGGUUCCCCUCCAACUACGUCAAGGAAUGCUCCGCCGCAGACACGCAGGUGGCCGCCGCGCCGACCGAGCUCGUCAGCCAGCAGCGCGUCUACCGCUCCAUGGUGCUUAAAGACAUCAUCGACUCGGAGCGGGCGCACAUCGGCGAGCUGCAGACCCUGGUCAAGAACUUCCUGCACCCGCUGAGCAGGGCCGAUCUGCUCUCGGUGGCCGAGUACCGGCAGCUGACGGGCAAUCUGGAGGAGGUGAUCGCCGAGCACAGCCGUCUUCUGACCGAGCUGGAGCAGCAGCACACGGCGCAGGACCGGCCGCAGCGCGCCGGAAACGUCUUCCUCAGCCGCGCGCCCGAACUCAAGCGCGUGCACACUCAAUACUGCGCCAACCACCCACGUGCCGUGUGCGUGCUCGACAAGUUCAAGGAUGCGCUGAAUACUUUCAUGGAGUCGCAGGGCGCCCACACGCCUGGCAUCAUGGUGCUCACCACCGGCCUGAGCAAGGUGUUCCGUCGCCUGGACAAGUUCCCCUGCAUGCUGCAGGAGUACGAGCGCCACCUGGAGGAGGGCCACCCGGACCGCGGCGACACGCAGCGCUCCAUCCACGUCUACAACGACAUCACGACGAGCUGUGCCGCGAUCCGGCGCCAGAAGGAAACCGAGCUGGAGAUACUGUCUGGCAACAUUCGCCGCUGGGAGGGCGAGCAGAUGGCCAGCCUGGGCGAGAUCGUGCACAUGGGCUCGGUGGCGGUGGGCAAGGACCACAGCGACCGCUACUUCGUGCUGUUCCGGACUACGCUGGUGAUGCUGAGCGUGUCGUCCCGCAUGUCGGCCUUCAUAUACGAGGGGAAGCUGCCGCUGUCUGGCAUCAACGUCACCAAGCUGGACGACUCGUCAGAGCAUAAGAAUGCCUUCGAAAUUGCCGGGCCGAUGAUCGAGCGUAUCGUGGCCGAGUGCCAGACGCGCGACGAGCAGCAGACCUGGGUGACGGAGCUCAACGGCCAGAUCCAGGCGGCGCGCCAGUCGGCCUUCCUGCCGAGCCAACCACAGCCGAUUCCGCACACGAGCGUGGCACCACCUCCGCCGCCGCACCACGCGCCCAUCAGCGAGGUCGGUGCCCUGAGUGCCACCUCGCUGCGGCCCUGGACGGCCGCCUGCCUGCGCCCCUCGCCGCCGCUGCGGCCCUGCCUGGCGCUCGGACGCGAGGACACCAACCGCAAGAGCAGCAGGAAUAUGGUGUACAAGUACAGGAAGCGAGGUGACGAGCGGUCUUACGAGGACGACGCGCUCAUCCUACGUGUGAUCGAGGCCUACUGCACCAGCUCGCAGCCCAGGCACACCGUCAACUCCUCGCUGCUGGACCCGCCCCAUGCGAUUCCGGAAGAGGAACGGCCGGCAGCGCCACAGCAGGAGGAGCGGCUCCUGGACAGCGUGCACCAGCUGCGCGAGGAGGUGCGCCAGCUGCGCGACCGGCUGGACGAGGAACGCCGGCGCCGGCAGCACCUGGAGACGAUCGUGCGCACCCAGCUGCUACCGGGCCGCACCGAUCUGCGCUGGGAGGACUGAGCCGUCCGGGCAGCCCGGCCGGCGCCGUCGAUCCUCCUCCCGCCUGGCGUCGAGUCUCCAGCGGGCGCAGGAUCGCCUGGUGUGUCUGGCCGCUAUUGGAGGAUCCGCCCGACGUAUCUGGCGGCUGUAAGAGGGUGAACUGAGGGGCGAUUGUUCGAGGACUAGCUGACGUGUCAAGGAACUGUGGGAGUCAACUGGCGUGUGUGCUAGCUGACGGAGGAUCAACUGGCCUGUGUGCUGGCUGGCGGAGGAUCAGUUGGCGUGUGUGCUGGCUAGCGGAAAAUCGGUUGAUGUGGCCGCUUGCUGGCGCAGGAUCAGCUGACGUGUGUGCUGGCUGGCGGAUGAUCAGCUGACGUAUGUGCUGGCUGGCGGAGGAUCAACUGGCGUGUGUGCUGGCUGUCGAAGGAUCUGCUGGCUGGCGGAGGAUCAACUUGUGUGUGUGCUGGCUGGCAGAGGAUCAGCUGACGUGUGUGCUGGCUGGCGGAGGAUCAACUGACGUAUGUACUGGCUGGCGGAGGAUUAACUGACGUGUGCUAGCUGACGGAGGAUCAACUGGCGCUUAGGGCGGUUAAUGUGAUAUAGCUGCGACCGAUUAUGCUCGAUAUCUUCAACUGGGCCAACCAGAUGGGGGGGGGGGGGGGGGGCACGAACCGGAGGUUCAGCGACAACCGUAGAACUGGUGUCAUGUAACACCAGUUCUACGUGUCACUGGGUUAGUUCUUUGAGGGUUGGGAGCAACGGACUAUGUCGGAAGAUUGUCAUGUUUCCGAACGCGUCAUGAGAGCUACGUCUGGGGCAGGCGCCGGUCCCAGCUGUCUGACUUGAGUUCUACCGCGUACCAUCGGCACUACAUGGCCUGUUCUUCCGACCGUUGUCCGUACAGUCGUAGUCAUUCAGCCCACAGUGUUGUUACACGCUGAUCCUGGUAGCGGCUCGCCAGUAAGGAAUAGUUACUACCGAACCACAUGUUCAUUGGAAUUCCAAUGCCAAUUGCGUGCCUGCGAUUUCACUAUUGUGUUUACGCUGCCCGGCUGUCCGCAGCAAGCGAGUCUGUUUUGCAGCUGUUCUGGUAACAACCUUGAUUGCCUAUCAGGCAUUGACGCUAGAAGGAACCCAAUAACCAACCUUGGACGUGUCACGUUUACGUAUGUGUCACUGAAUGUUUGCCAGUGCGGGCCGAAUAUUGUAAUAAACUUUUUAGAUCAGGA
This is a messenger RNA of Pollicipes pollicipes, 3065 nucleotides long. Its product is annotated as rho guanine nucleotide exchange factor 7-like. NCBI's taxonomy places the organism in Eukaryota, Metazoa, Arthropoda, Thecostraca, Pollicipedomorpha, Pollicipedidae. Gene Ontology annotation, molecular function: protein binding; guanyl-nucleotide exchange factor activity. The record is from RefSeq and is a predicted model, not a curated record. Gene Ontology annotation, cellular component: cytoplasm.